Spinacia oleracea (spinach) is the source of this 1605-nucleotide messenger RNA. RefSeq names its product NAC domain-containing protein 43-like. NCBI's taxonomy places the organism in Eukaryota, Viridiplantae, Streptophyta, Magnoliopsida, Caryophyllales, Amaranthaceae. The transcript is spliced from 3 exons. Gene Ontology annotation, biological process: regulation of DNA-templated transcription. The record is from RefSeq and is a predicted model, not a curated record. Bases 266 to 1195 code for a protein of 309 amino acids. Gene Ontology annotation, molecular function: DNA binding.
UUACCCAUCCUUUUUAUAACUCAUCCUUUUAAUCUGUCUCCUCCAAUUCUAGUUAAUUACCACCUUUGUUCUCCAUACUUACAGAGUUAUAGUACAAAAAUCCCCUCAAUCAUCAAACUCAACCUAGUUUUUACUGUCAACUCGAUCGAUCAAAGACAGUAAGAUCCUGUUCUUUUUGGUUGAAUUUUAUGGAAAUUCAGUUCAGUUCAGUAACUAGCUAGCUCAAAUUGUACUGGUGUUUAAUCGCGUUAGAAAAUCGGUGGAAAUGAACUUGUCUGUUAAUGGUCAAUCAAAAGUGCCUCCUGGUUUUCGGUUUCAUCCUACAGAAGAAGAGCUUCUUCAGUAUUACUUGAAGAAGAAAGUCGCUUUCGAGAAGAUAGACCUCGAUGUCAUUCGAGAUAUUGAUCUUAACAAGCUUGAACCAUGGGAUAUCCAAGAGAAGUGCAAAAUAGGAUCAGGGCCACAAAAUGACUGGUAUUUCUUCAGUCAUAAAGAUAAGAAAUACCCAACAGGGACUCGAACAAACCGGGCCACCGUGGCCGGGUUUUGGAAGGCCACGGGCCGGGAUAAGACGAUUCAUAGCAACAACAAACGCAUCGGUAUGAGAAAGACACUUGUUUUCUACAAAGGUCGAGCUCCACAUGGUGAGAAAUCAGAUUGGAUUAUGCACGAGUACAGGCUUGAAGACUGCACUACUACUGUGACAAUCCAAGAAAGUUGUUUAACAGAAGAUGGAUGGGUAAUCUGCCGCGUUUUCAAGAAGAAAAACUACCAAAAGGCAAUUGAAAGUCCAAGAUCAACUGAUGAAAAUCAACAAUCACAGGUGUUGAAUUACAGUAGUAAAAAAGUGUUUGAUCACAUAUUUUCUUGCAUGGGGAAAUUUGACUGUCCAACAACCGAUGAAACUAGUACGGCCACCAUUACUAACAUCAUCCCUUCAUUCAACAUCUCAAACAGUCAAACAGGAGUUUUUGAUGAUCAGUACAACAAUCAUCUUCCUAUGCUUACUUGCAGCAGCAGUAGCAGCCCACCAUUUGAUGAUCAUAAUAAUCAUGCUUUGUUUAAAUGCAGUGACGUCAGUCCACCAAGGUUGAGUGAUUGGAUGUCGCUUGAUCGGCUUAUUGCUUCUCAGCUUAAUGGUUGCCAAGAUGAUCAGGAUUUGAUCUGUUCAAAUUCAGUUAUGUUUCAUGGCUGAUCAACUGAGUUGCAUACAAACAUAUAUACUCUAUACUUAGCUGUCUUUUGACACCAAUUUAAUUAGUUAUAUAUAUAUAUAUAUAUAUAUAUCUUGCUUUCCACUUUCUGAUGAUGAGGAUGGUGACAUUAAUUAAUCCUUUUUAUGAGGAUGAUGGUGAAAAAUGGAGGAAAUUGUAUAUUUUUGUAGCAUAAUAUUUGUAAUUUUUCAUACUCCAUGAAUGAAAAUGGAGGUUCACUGUACAUUGUGUGUAGAAUAAUAUUUGUAAUUUCGGCUCACAUCGAGCAUCUCUUAGUCGUCCAUGAUGGAAAAUGGAGGAAGUUGUAUACUAGCUACCUAUAUUGUGUUUUGUGUAGAAUAACAUUUGUAUAUAAUUUAUCAUAGUUCAUGAUUGAAUAAAAAUAAUGAAU